Gracilinanus agilis (Agile Gracile Mouse Opossum) is the source of this 1480-nucleotide messenger RNA. RefSeq names its product thymidylate synthetase (gene TYMS). Gene Ontology annotation, molecular function: thymidylate synthase activity. The record is from RefSeq and is a predicted model, not a curated record. The coding region runs from base 242 to 1243 and encodes 333 amino acids. Gene Ontology annotation, biological process: dTMP biosynthetic process. The transcript is spliced from 7 exons. Gene Ontology annotation, cellular component: cytosol; mitochondrion. Lineage: Eukaryota; Metazoa; Chordata; Mammalia; Didelphimorphia; Didelphidae.
CUGAGGAGAAAGCGCUGUGUGGGUAGGGGUAGGGUCGCGUAAGUUGAACCCCCCAGGGCGCCCCCUGUACGCAGGCUGCGGCCACGGCGCCUCAUCCAGGGGUCUUCUGGGAGAGGAAAUUCCGUUGUUUUUUUUUUUUUGCAGCAGGAAGAGGCGUUUCCCAAAAUUAAGAGAAAAGGCGCCAACCAGUGGGUCCCGAGCUACAGUUACUUCACCAGUUCUCUUUUCCCGCGCUGCAGCCAUGCCCGCCCUAGGUUCCGAGCUUCCGAGCCAGUCGGUCCCAGAACCGAAAGGCGAGCCCCAGAAUGAUGCAGCCGCCGCCGCCUCUGCCUCUGCCUCUGCCGCCAACCCGGAGAGCGACCCCAGCCCCCCGCUCCGGCCGCACGGGGAGAAGCAGUACCUGCAGCAGAUAGCGCACGUCCUCCAGUAUGGCGCCAAGAAGAAGGACCGCACGGGCACCGGCACCCUGUCUGUGUUCGGCAUGCAAGCCCGUUACAACCUGCGAGAUGAGUUUCCUUUGCUGACAACCAAGCGUGUGUUCUGGAAGGGUGUCCUGGAGGAACUGCUGUGGUUUAUUAAGGGUUGCACAAAUGGUAAGGAGCUCUCCGCCAAGGGGGUGAAGAUCUGGGAUGCCAAUGGGUCGCGUGACUUUUUGGACAACCUGGGCUUCACUGCCAGAGAAGAAGGAGAUUUGGGACCAGUAUAUGGCUUCCAGUGGAGACAUUUUGGAGCAGAAUACAAAGAGAUGAACACAGAUUAUUCUGGGCAAGGAGUGGAUCAGCUACAAAAAGUCAUUGACAAAAUCAAAACCAACCCUGAUGACAGAAGGAUCAUUAUGUGCGCUUGGAAUCCGAAAGAUCUUCCUCUCAUGGCCUUGCCUCCGUGCCACGCUCUCUGUCAGUUCUACGUAGUGAACGGUGAGCUUUCCUGUCAGCUAUACCAGCGAUCUGGAGAUAUGGGCCUCGGGGUGCCGUUCAACAUCGCCAGUUACUCCCUGCUCACCUACAUGAUCGCUCACAUCACAGGCCUGAAGCCAGGUGAUUUUGUACACACUCUGGGAGACGCUCAUGUAUACUUGAAUCAUGUUGAGCCACUAAAAAUUCAGCUUCAGCGAGAACCAAGACCUUUCCCCAAGCUCAAAAUUCUUCGGAAAGUUGAAAGCAUCGACGACUUCAAGGCCGAGGACUUCCUGAUCGAAGGCUACAACCCUCACCCAACCAUUAAGAUGGACAUGGCCGUGUGAGCCCCCGGGCCUGCCUGAAACCCCUUCAUCUUUCCCAGAAUGUCAUCCAACCUUCUUAGCAUUGCACAGCGCGCUUUUUGGCAGGCACGAUAUAGUGGAGAAACUUUAACUUGCCCCGUGACGGCUCACGUUCCCUGCACACACACACCUUAAAAUAACUGCGCCUGAGACUAAGGAGAAGCAAAUGGCUAUAAAGCAAGGCGCAGUUUUUGUUUUGUAUAUGUUAAAAUAAAGCAG